Messenger RNA from Trichosurus vulpecula (common brushtail), 1179 nucleotides. RefSeq names its product tetraspanin 6 (gene TSPAN6). The record is from RefSeq and is a predicted model, not a curated record. The transcript is spliced from 8 exons. Bases 203 to 946 code for a protein of 247 amino acids. Gene Ontology annotation, cellular component: membrane. Lineage: Eukaryota; Metazoa; Chordata; Mammalia; Diprotodontia; Phalangeridae.
GACUUUCCGGCUUGGCUGGGCUGGCCCGAGCUGCUUGCAGCGGGCCCUCCCCUGUUAUUUCCUGGCUCCUUUCCGGAGUGCCCGGGGGCCGGCCGGAGCCGUACCGGGACCCGGAGCUGCGGCGGCGGCGGCGGCGGCGGCGGCAGCGGCGGCGGCGGCGACGAUCGUGACCGCGACGGCAGCGGCGACAGUCCCCCGGGCCAUGGCGUCCCCGUCCAGGAGGCUGCAGACCAAGCCGGUCAUCACAUGCCUCAAGAGCGUGUUGCUCACCUACACCUUCAUCUUUUGGUUCACAGGUGUGAUCCUCCUUACAGUUGGCAUAUGGGGCAAGGUAAGCCUGGAGGUGUAUUUCUCCCUCUUAAAUGAGAAGGCCACCAAUGUCCCUUUUGUUCUCAUUGGCACCGGAACCGUCAUUAUCCUCUUGGGCACCUUCGGCUAUUUCGCUACCUGCCGGGCUUCAGCUUGGAUGCUGAAACUGUAUGCCAUGUUCCUGUCUCUUAUUUUCUUGGUGGAACUGGUGGCUGCUAUUGUAGGAUUUGUUUUUAGGCAUGAGAUUAAGAACAGCUUUAAGAUGAAUUAUGAGGCUUCCUUGAAGCAGUACAAUGAUACCGACAUUCAAAGGAGUGAGGCAGUGGAUACCAUCCAGAGAACUUUGCACUGCUGUGGGGUCCAGAGUGCCACCGACUGGGAAACUACUGCCUACUAUGCAGAGAAAGGCUUUCCCUGGAGCUGCUGCAGGUUUCACAGCUGUACUUGGACUGACAGAAAGGAUCUGAAGAAGCAGAGUCAGGAGGGCUGUUUUGUAAAAGUGAUAACUGUUAUGCGAUCGGAAUUGGGCGUUGUAGCAGGCAUUUCUUUUGGGGUUGCUUGUUUUCAGUUAAUUGGUAUAUUUUUGGCCUGUUGUCUCUCCCGUUCCAUCACAAAUAACCAAUACGAGAUCGUGUAGACUGGUGGCUGACAGUCCAUACCUCUCUGGUCAAGCUUUAGGACAUUAUUCUCAGCUCCCUUCCCGGAAAAUCCUUCAUGGCCUUCAACAUGCAAAGUGCUGAAAAAUUGUAUGAACCGACUGAUCUGAUCAAGACCUGGCAGUUAUGAGUUCUCCGCCACUCGCCUCCCCCAACUCAGUUUUUCAAGGCUGGGGAAACAUCAAAAGUCAUGUUAAGUUAACACAGUGUAUAU